Phoenix dactylifera (date palm) is the source of this 2056-nucleotide messenger RNA. RefSeq names its product protein trichome birefringence-like 34. Gene Ontology annotation, cellular component: Golgi apparatus. NCBI's taxonomy places the organism in Eukaryota, Viridiplantae, Streptophyta, Magnoliopsida, Arecales, Arecaceae. The record is from RefSeq and is a predicted model, not a curated record. Gene Ontology annotation, molecular function: O-acetyltransferase activity.
UUUUUAAUUUUGCUCAUGCCCACCCCGGCAGCAACCCUGUUGAUGUCCGAGCCUUCAAACCUUUCCUUCACAUCGUGUUUUUUUAAAUUUGGUACAUCUUCUCUUUGUAUCGUUUGGUGUUCUCUCUCCUUUUCUGCAGUAGUUUGGUGCUUUCUUGCGCUAUAAAGAAACCAGGCCAUCGUCCAAACAAAGAGCGUCCAUGUCCUCAGCUGGCCGUUUAGCCCGGAGAACGAAAGCAAGCAGCCAUUAACGAAAGAAUCGAAGAGAAGAAUAGAGGAUAGGAAAUGACCACCUAUUACGGGCCAUUGGGACUGAGGAAUUUUUUCAGCUCUCUCAUCACCCUCUUCCUCACCAUCUUCGCCAUCUCUCUCUUCUUGAACAAAGCCCAUCUCCCGCAAGAAGAGACACCAAGUACUCCUUCCCCUUCUUCACCACCCAUAGUUCUAAAUGUAUCCAAGGUCGAGAGGCAAGAGGGGAGAACCACCCCUAUCCUCCCACAACCUGCAGCUCCCAAUAUAUCCAAGGUCCGAAGGCAAGAAGAGAGGAUUACCAUCCCUUACCCACCACCACCUGUAACCCUAAAUGUAUCCAAAGUCGAGAGGCAAGAAGAGAGAACCACCCCUAUCCUCCCACGACCUGCAGCUCUCAAUAUAUCCGAUGUCGAAAGGCAAGAAGAGAGGAUUACUAUCCCUUACCCACCACCACCUGUAACUCUAAAUGUAUCCAAGGUCGAGAGGCAAGAAGAGAGAACCACCCCUAUCCUCCCCCGACCUGCAGCUCUCAAUAUAUCCAAGGUCGAAAGGCAAGAAGAGAGGAUUGCUAUCCAUUACCCACCACCACCACCUGUAGCUUCGAAUGCAUCGAAGGGCGACGAUAAGUGCGACUUGUUCUCCGGCCGCUGGGUAUAUGACAACUCGACCCAUCCACUGUACUCCGGGUUCAAUUGCUCCUUCAUGCAUGAGGAAAUAGCUUGCGACAAGUUCGGAAGGAAGGAUCGGCUCUAUCAGAAAUGGCGUUGGCAACCCCAUGGAUGCGAUAUCCCAAGGUUCGACGCCACAAAAUUGCUAGAGAGGCUCAGAGGGAAAAGGAUGGUAUUUGUUGGGGACUCCCUCAAUAGGAACCAAUGGGUCUCCAUGGUGUGCCUUGUGGGGUCAUCUUUACCUCCCGAACACAAAGCUAUGAAAUUUAAUGGCAGUCUCUUGUCCUUCAAAUCCAAGGAAUUCAAUGUAACGAUUGACUUUUAUUGGUCACCGAUGCUGCUGGAGUCAAAUGGUGAUGAUCCAAUAAUCCAUCGAUCACCAGAUAGAAUCAUCCGGGCUCAUUCAAUUGAAAAGCAUGCAAAGCACUGGACAAAUGCUGACAUAAUCAUAUUCAACUCUUAUCUUUGGUGGAAAAAGCCAGGGAUUAAACUGAAAAUUUUAUAUGGUUCAUUUGAAGACGAAGAUAAAACUUUCGAGGAAGUUGAGAUGGGAAGUGGUCUUGAGAUAGCAUUGAGAACAUGGUCUGAGUGGCUUGAGUCACAUGUGGAUACUAACAAGGCACAGAUAUUCUUCGUUAGCGUGUCGCCUACUCAUGUCUGGGCUGAUGAAUGGGGUAUGCCAAGUGAUCAAAACUGCUACACUGAGACUGAACCAAUCACUAAAGAAGGGUAUGCGAGUAGAGGAACAGAUUAUUCAUUGAUGCGGACGGUCGAGGCAGCAGUUGAAGGAUUAAGAUAUAAAGGUGUACAUGUGCAAAUACUAAACAUUACUCAGCUUUCAGAGUAUCGAAAAGAUGGCCAUCCAUCUAUUUACCGGAGGCAGUAUGUUCCUUUAACUGAAGACCAACUUGCAGACCCUAGAAGCUACUCAGAUUGCACACAUUGGUGCCUUCCUGGUGUUCCUGAUACAUGGAAUGAACUUUUGUACGCAUAUAUUAUGUCCAGAUGACAAAUAUUGUAUUAGUUGGGCAUAAAAUUACAGAUUUUUAAAAUCCUUAUAUACGUAUUCUUUGAAUCGUGCGAUCGUUAGAAUAUGAUUGUAAAGUUGGUUGCUAAUCGAACAGAAUAUCUUGAUCU